UUGGUUCCCUCCUCCUCCCCUCAAUUUUGCUGUCAUCCCUUGUUCCCAAAAAGAUCUCAUUUUUAUCGCUCCGAUGACGUUACCCUCCUCGUCCGCCUCCUCCACCGCGGCCACCCCAACCACCGACUCAGGCGGAGCCUCUUCCCCUUUCGCGCUCCUCUCCGACGACAUCGUCCUCAACAUCCUCGCCAAGCUCGAGGUCGAUCCCCGCGACUGGGCCCGCCUCGCCUGCGUCUCUGCCCGCCUCUCCUACCUCGUUCGCAACGUCUGCUACCGCUCCCGCUGCUCCCGUUCUCUCCCCUCCGAUCUCCUCCCCUCCGCCGCUUGGCCGUCCCUGCACAAGAUCUCCGUCUGCUGUCCCGGUCUCCUCCGCGCCGGCAUCCUCCUCGAGCACUCUGACUUCGGCCUCGAGCGUGACAUCGGACCCCAUAUCUUCGUCCCCCCCCUCUCCUCCUCAUCCUCCUCCUCCUCGUCUUCCACCUCCAGCGAUCCCCCAAACCCCCUCCCUCUGAUCCCUUCCGAGGCCGCCGAUUCUUGUUGGUCCCUCUUUGAUGACCUCUACUUCGACACCGUCUACGAUCAUUCCGAGUCCCAAGAUGCCACCUUGACGCCGAUCGAUCCGUCUCCGGGUGAACCUCCCGUCAGAGUCGGCUCGGUUGCUCCCAAGAAGAGGAAGAAGCAGAGGGUUGGGCCGGUAGGCUCCCAUUUGGCUUCUGGGCCUUGGUCUCUUAGCCGUGAGCAGGGGAACAAGCUGCUCGCCAGCCGUUUUAGGGGUGAUUGUCUCUACAUAUGUGACUGGCCUGGAUGCAUUCACGCGGAGGAGAAGCGGAAAUACAUGCUAUUUAGAGGGGUUUUCAAGAACUUUAAGCGAUCAAGAGUGUGGAAGACGAUAAGCGACUCGAACAGGGGCAAGAUUGCGUUGGACUGUGCAUUCUGUGCUUGCAGGGAGACCUGGGAUCUUCACUCCGCAUUUUGCUUGAGGAGGGUCUUUGGGUUUCAUGAUGACGGGGAGCCAGUUGUCCGGGCAUAUGUUUGCGAGAAUGGGCAUGUCUCAGGGGCAUGGACUGAGAGGCCAUUGUAUGCUUAAAGAUGGAAUUCUUUUGAGUUCAAAAACGGAAUCUUGCUAUGGGAUAACAGAGGCAGUACCGAUACAGUAAAAUAUGCUAGGUUUGGAGGAACAUGUGCUAGUUUACAAUGUGCAGGGAUCAUAUUUCAACAAAUUAUCUGGAUCCAAAUUUUGAUGGUUCUUAAAGACUUCCCACCCAGUUGUACUGCAAAUCCAGUGUUCUAUAUUGCAGUUUCAAUUAGGAGGGCUUCUGUAUUUCGUUGAUAGAUUUUCUGGGGGAACACCUACAUAGCAAUUCUAACUCGAAACAAUUUUGUUAUGAACAGCAUUCAAUGUGACAAGUUCCACCCAUGCAUCUA
Messenger RNA from Musa acuminata AAA Group (dessert banana), 1425 nucleotides. RefSeq names its product phytochrome A-associated F-box protein-like. Lineage: Eukaryota; Viridiplantae; Streptophyta; Magnoliopsida; Zingiberales; Musaceae. Bases 74 to 1087 code for a protein of 337 amino acids. Gene Ontology annotation, molecular function: protein binding. The record is from RefSeq and is a predicted model, not a curated record. The transcript is spliced from 3 exons.